Cololabis saira (Pacific saury) is the source of this 3658-nucleotide messenger RNA. Its product is annotated as cyclin-dependent kinase 5 activator 1-like. Bases 678 to 1682 code for a protein of 334 amino acids. The record is from RefSeq and is a predicted model, not a curated record. Lineage: Eukaryota; Metazoa; Chordata; Actinopteri; Beloniformes; Belonidae. Gene Ontology annotation, cellular component: cytoplasm; protein kinase 5 complex. Gene Ontology annotation, molecular function: protein kinase binding; cyclin-dependent protein serine/threonine kinase activator activity. The transcript has 3 exons. Gene Ontology annotation, biological process: brain development; positive regulation of cyclin-dependent protein serine/threonine kinase activity; activation of protein kinase activity.
CCUAUCUAUGGCAGGUUCGCAUAGCCGGGGGAAUAACCAGCCAUCUAUUUUUGGAUUCGAUAGUGACCUCUUUUUUCCCCCCUCUUCAUUUCUCAGUUAUUGUGUUGAUUUAGAUUUUUCAGUUGAUACCUGUUGGGUUAUUUAGGUCUCGGGGAGGCUUGUCUGAGCCGAGAGCAUCGUAGCGGGACAUCAACGGCGGCGAGCGUCUAGAUCUGCGCUUCUCAAUGGAAGACAUUUUUCCACUCGCUCCGAGCGAUGGAGUGAAGCGCACAUUCGUACCGUUUUUUCACUUAUAUUCCGCAUCGACGAGUGAGGGACUCUUAGAUGAAGAUUUUACUGACUAUUUGAAGAAGACAGAAACCCACUUAGAAGACCAACCUGUCGAGCUGUGACGCUUUUGGCGGGGUUUAUUUAGGUUAUUCUAAGGGACUGAGCCGUUUGGACGCCCUGAAAGGCUCCUGGUGUCGCUGUGGAUUUCUGCUGGGGACCAAAUCAGCAGCGGGGCUCAGGUUGUGACACAUGGAUUUCACAAAAAGGUGGAUGAAUUAGAAGAUUCAGUUUCCAGCAGAAGUGACACUCUUUAACCCUCUCAAAGCUCUUUGUCUUCACCAGUCAAAGAGCUUUUACUCCACUUCUUCUACCAUUCCACCUCCUUCUGCCGAGCCUCCAAAGGCAUCAUGGGUACGGUGCUGUCGCUGUCUCCCAGCUACCGCAAGGCGGCGCUGUUUGAGGACGGCCCGGCCACGGUGGGCCACUACACGGCCGUCCAGAACAGCAAGAACGCCAAGGACGCCGCGGCGGCGGCCAAGUCUCUCAAGCGCCCCUCUAUUAUUAGUUCUUUGCCAUGGAAACGGAUCGUGGCAGUAUCGGCCAAGAGGAAGGGUUCCAAGAAGCUCCAGUCAGAAGUGGGGGACGGGGGCAAAGCCAGCUCUCCGGAGGGCCACGCCGCCGCCACCACCGGGUCGGCCUCCGACAGCCUGAAGCUGAAGAAGUCUCAGUCGUGUGCUAACCUCUCGUCUUACUCGUCCAGCGUAGACCCCUCAGCCGUCGGCACCACUACCUCCUCCAACCUCCCCGCCUCCAAGACCCUGGCAAACGUAGCAACUGUUGUUGCCAAGAAGAAUUCCCUCACCGGACCCGGGAUCCAAGCUUCCACUGCUGCCGGCACGCCCAAACGGGUCAUCGUCCAGGCCUCCACCAGCGAGCUGAUGCGCAGCCUGGGCGAGUUCCUGUGCCGCCGGUGUUACCGGCUGAAGCGUCUGUCCCCGACGGACCCGGUGCUGUGGCUGCGCAGCGUGGACCGCUCCCUGCUCCUGCAGGGCUGGCAGGACCAGGGCUUCAUCACCCCGGCCAACGUGGUCUUCCUCUACAUGCUGUGCCGGGACGUGGUGUCGGCCGAGCUGGCGUCGGAGCGCGAGCUGCAGGCGUCGCUGCUCACCUGCCUCUACCUGUCCUACUCCUACAUGGGCAACGAGAUCUCCUACCCGCUCAAGCCCUUCCUGGUGGAGGUGGAGAAGGAAGCCUUCUGGGACCGCUGCCUGGAGAUCAUCAACCGCAUGAGUGGCAAGAUGCUGCAGAUCAACACCGACCCGCACUUCUUCACCCAGGUGUUCGCUGACUUGAAGAAUGAGAGCAAGAAGGAGGAGGAGAAGACUAAACUCCUCAUAGGCCUCGACCGAUAGGAGGGAGCUGGGAGGGGGUCAGAAAGAAGUGAAAGGAUAGAAAGUUACUAGUCCACAGUAUAGAAGACCAAUGUGAAGCAGUAUAGUCCUACCUUGGAGCAGUACUCGUGUCUGGUGUCUCUGUUGGUUUAUAAUUCAUCUCAUUUCCUUUUUGUCACCCAGAGGGGAAAAACCUCUGGAAGUAAAAAUGGUAUUUAAAUCAUUGGAGUUGAUAAAUGAGGCACUAAACCUGAAAAGGUUUGCAGUAAAUGGUCCGUAGUGCCUCACCUGAGGCAAUUUAACCCCGACAGAGCAGAUAGGAUCUGUGUUGCAGUGGUGCUGACUCAGCAUCAGGCACAUCAGCCGACAUGACUGGAUCUGAUUACGACCUCACGACUGACAGGCUGCUCGUCGUACACCCACCCAGCCGCUCGGCUCAGAAUAACACGUUUUUAAGCUGAGAUACGAUCAUUAGCUUGUCAGCGACAGUGAGACGGGGCCCGGGCAACGACAGCCAGGCUGGAUCUGUCAGAGGUCUCGCUGGGACGUUACCCAGCGUUUUAGUUCCAUAUCUGUCACGUUCUGGUCCGGGAGCAGACUCAAGCAUCACGCAGACCUGCGUCUGGUUGCAGUGAGAUAAGAAAUCAAAUCUGAAAUUCGCCAAACACACACACACACACACACACACACACACACACACGCAUUUAUGAUGCCAGUUCAAAGUCUGGACCCACUUACCAAUUCAUUUCAACAAGACGAGAUUCAUUUGACAGCCACUUAUUUUAUAAGGGGAGUCAUGUCCUCGUACACGACCACUGGUGUGUCAACUCAGCUUCUUAUUCCUGCUCGUCUGCCCAGAUUUAAUUUACUCAAAGUUGCUCAGUGAGGACCUCUGCUGACAACUUUAGACACUGUAGCAGAGUUAAAAAGGCCAUUUGGGAGGGGGGGCUUCAGUAUUUCUGACUUCAUAAACUAUCUGAGAAGUAAUGUGUGGUGUAUUUUGAGGUACAUGAUGUCAUUUUAAUUACUUCAUGGCAUUAAUUUGUCAGCAGCAGCCACAGGACUGAGUUCUGCAGACACACAAAUACAACAAAUAUUUGAAACAUGGCCGCAUCGUUCAUGGCAGUUUCUCUUUAAAGUUAUCAGCAUCCAGAAACCUCCAAGGUUUUAUGAGCUUCUAAUGUCAGAAAUUUCAUUUUACAAAUUAACAUUUUUGAUUUUCAAAGGUCUAAACUUCUACAGUCAGAGUUUCUGAGUUACUUAAGUAAAUAAGUAAUAAAGUGACUUUUAGCGACUCUGAAACUCUCAAUUUAGAAACUGACCAUUUCUGACUUAAAAUCUCAGAAAACUUGGCGAAACAAUCUGUGACUGAGUUUCUAAUCUCGUAUGUUUGCAGUAAUCUCUCCUGGAUUACAUCACAGACGCUACGUAUCUGAGACAAAAUGCUUGCAUUUAAUGUCUUGAUGAAAUUUGGAUCUAGCAAAAAGGAAAUAAGCUUUGAAUCUAAAUACCACGAUAAUCAUCAAUAUCUACUGCUUUGGCUUGUGAUAUUCUGAAUUUAAGAAGUCAUCAUUUUGGACUCUUUUUCCUAUAUUUUUUAAUUUCCGCCUCCACUUUACCCCAAUUUGUUUCCCAAAUGGCCCUAACACACCGUCGUGUGGAUGAGGUAUAAGUCAACUCCACAACAAGCGCUAACACUACGCAGUCCAGUCUAACUAGAAACCAUCCACAUAUUAUACAAAGUACUGUAAUUUUAAGGGUUUAUCCAGUAAAAUCCUCCAGGAACUGGGGGACAGCUGGUUUUACGCCGAGAGGUAUGUGAAAUGUUAGCCGGGCACAGGUGAACAAUCGUUAAGCUAACCCUCCCGUAAAAUGUUUACAUUUAGGAAAACAUGGGAAAAAUGCAAUACUGACCUUUUCCAGGGCACAUUUUAGUUCUCUUUCCCUGCACUUUUAUCCGCACUCCACAUUGGUGCUGAAAGAAAGAAAGAAAGAAA